AUUGGCUUUUUUUUAUAAUCAAGAAAUUCUUCUUCACUUGUGGGACUAUAUUAUUGGGUAUGUUGUUGUUGUUGUUUUGAUCGAAAAAUCCGUCCAAAGCUGACCCUUUGGGCCAAUCGCAGCCUUCAAAACUCGAGAUGAUGGGCGUGCCCCUCUACCCAUCUCCACUUAAAUACCAAAGUUAGUUCGGUUCUCGCAGGGCUCGAACCUAUUUUUUAAAACGCAAGUUCCUCUACCUAUGCCAAUUGAGCUGACCUCAUGCAAGGACAUAAGGAGCCCAAUAACCAAUUACACCAAAGUAGUCGAUAUCUAUCGGGGUCCUUUUAAAUAUAUAAAGGUUUUUAAGAUAUAUACACUAUAUGGCUUUUCCGAGGUUAGCGGUGGCAUGUGACCCUCUCCUAAUAGGUGGGUCCGCCUCUGAGUAGAAUACAUAAUUAAAUAUGAUGGGAAAGAGUAUUAUAAAAUGUAGAUUCAUAAUCAAAUCUUAUUACCCAAUUAGAGCAAUUGAUCACCACAAUCAUAUCCAAAACUUACUCUAAUUAGUUACUUGUUGUCUUCAACAAUGAUCAAGAAAGCUGUUGUGGCCUCAGUUCUGGUGCUUUUAGCCUUAGUUUUUCAAGCUAUUUCCCCCCCUCCUCCCAAAAUUUGUAGCUUUUCAGGUGAUCCAUCCCUCACCUCAAGAAUCAAACUUAAAGAUGGAAGAAAUUUGGUGUACAAAGAGUAUGGGGUGCCCAAAAAAUUGGCCAACUAUAAAGUUGUAUAUAUUCAUAGCUUUCGUACAAGCAAAUUCGAGGCUGCCCUUAUAACUUCGAAAGCAGUUGAAGAAUUAGGGGUAUAUGUGGUGCCUUUUGAUAGACCAGGUUAUGGAAAAAGUGAUCCUCAUCCAAAGAGAACUUUUAAAAGUUUAGCUCUUGAUGUAGCAGAGCUUGCUGACCAAUUGGAACUUGGAACUAAAUUCUAUGUUAUGGGAUUUUCCUUGGGUGGUCAGCUUGUUUGGGGUUGCCUUAAGUACAUACCUGAACGCUUGGCAGGAGCUGCACUAUUGGCUCCAGUAGUAAAUUUGUGGUGGCCUGGAUUUCCAGCAAACUUGACUAAACAAGCCUUUGAUGAGCAGUUACUUAGAGACCAAUGGGCUUAUCGAGUUAUACAUUAUGCUCCAUGGAUUGUGUACUGGUGGAAUACUCAACAAUGGUUUCCUGGAUUUAGUGUUAUAACUGGGGAACACAAAUUGUCUCAACAAGAUCUCCAAAUUGCAUCCUCACUUGGUGAGAUGCAACUUCAAAAGGCAUAUGUAACACAACAAGGGGAGUUUGAGUCACUCCAUCGAGACCUGAUUGCAACUGGUUUUGGUAAAGUCGAAUUCAAUCCUAUGGAUUUGAAGAAUCCUUUUCCUAACAAUGAAGGCUUUGUACAUUUGUGGCAUGGUGUUGAAGAUGGCAUUGUCUCUGUUAAACUCCAACGCUUCAUCGCGCAAAACCUUCCAUGGAUCUUGUAUCAUGAGCUACCAGAUGCUGGACAUAUGUUUCCUUAUGGUGAUGAUAGUGUAAAAGAUGCUAUAUGGAAGACCCUUUUAUCUGGAAAAAUUUAACUGAUUUUUACAGAAAUGGUAGUAAUUGUAUAGUCUUUCAAAGCCUUAGUUUUCAGCUUGGAUGUUUAAAGGCAAAAAGAUUGGAAUGUUCAAAAUAAAUUAAGCCUCUGAGGAGUCUAAGAUUGCCUAAAUGCUCAUACUGAUCAUGAGAAGUGGAAUUAUCUUUAUCCGUUGACUGUUGUUCAGCUUGAAUAAAGAUAUAUAUACUCCUUCCA
This is a messenger RNA of Lycium barbarum (goji berry), 1803 nucleotides long. RefSeq lists its product as uncharacterized. The record is from RefSeq and is a predicted model, not a curated record. The transcript has 4 exons. NCBI's taxonomy places the organism in Eukaryota, Viridiplantae, Streptophyta, Magnoliopsida, Solanales, Solanaceae. Bases 563 to 1588 code for a protein of 341 amino acids.